UAUUAUGUAGUUACGAGUGCAGACUCUGGAGAAUAUUGUGUUUGACUACAUGUAGUUGGUGAGUUUGAUCGAACCUCUCAAUGCCUCAUUUCUCAGCUGAAAAUAGGAGUAGUAAUAAUCAAGUUCAGAUAUUUCUAUGUGCUUACUUACAUAAGUUUUUGAGACAAAUCCACUUAAUAAAUGGUAGUUAUAGUGAUGAUAAAGAAUUGGGAUGUAUAAAAAUACACAAAACUCAAAAGCUAACCGAUUUAAGUGUUGUACUACUGUACUUUAUGGUAGUAAGUAGAAGUCUGUUGCUUAAAAAAGAAGUUUCUUUGGUGAUGUGUGUCUGUAGUCCCAGCUACUUCGGAGGCUGAGGUGGGAGAACCACUUGAACCCGGGAGAUUAAGGCUACAGUGAGCUAUGAUUGCGCCACUGCACUCCAGCCUAGGUGACAGAGCCAGACUCCGUCUCAAAAACAAAACAAACAAACAAAAAACCCUGCGUCAAUUAGCAAGGUAAAAGUAACAGAACCAUGGCUCAGUUUCCAACACCUUUUGGUGGCAGCCUGGAUGUCUGGGCCAUAACUGUAGAGGAAAGAGCGAAGCAUGAUCAGCAGUUCCAUAGUUUAAAGCCAAUAUCUGGAUUUAUUACUGGUGAUCAAGCUAGAAACUUUUUUUUUCAAUCUGGGUUACCUCAGCCUGUUUUAGCACAGAUAUGGGCACUAGCUGACAUGAAUAACGAUGGAAGAAUGGAUCAAGUGGAGUUUUCCAUAGCUAUGAAACUUAUCAAACUCAAGCUACAAGGAUAUCAGCUACCCUCUACACUUCCCCCUGUCAUGAAACAGCAACCAGUUGCUAUUUCUAGUGCACCAGCAUUUGGUAUGGGAGGUAUUGCCAGCAUGCCACCGCUUACAGCUGUUGCUCCAGUGCCAAUGGGAUCCAUUCCAGUUGUCGGAAUGUCUCCACCCCUAGUAUCUUCUGUUCCUACAGCAGCUGUGCCCCCGCUGGCUAACGGGGCUCCCCCUGUUAUACAACCUCUGCCUGCAUUUGCUCAUCCUGCAGCCACAUUGCCAAAGAGUUCUUCCUUUAGUAGAUCUGGUCCAGGGUCACAACUAAACACUAAAUUACAAAAGGCACAGUCAUUUGAUGUGGCCAGUGUCCCUCCAGUGGCAGAAUGGGCUGUUCCUCAGUCAUCAAGACUUAAAUAUAGGCAGUUAUUCAAUAGUCAUGACAAAACUAUGAGUGGACACUUAACAGGUCCCCAAGCAAGAACUAUUCUUAUGCAAUCAAGUUUACCACAGGCUCAGCUGGCUUCAAUAUGGAAUCUUUCUGACAUUGAUCAAGAUGGAAAACUUACAGCAGAAGAAUUUAUCCUGGCUAUGCACCUCAUUGAUGUAGCUAUGUCUGGCCAACCACUGCCACCCGUCCUGCCUCCAGAAUACAUUCCACCUUCCUUUAGAAGAGUUCGAUCUGGCAGUGGUAUAUCUGUCGUAAGCUCAACAUCCGUAGAUCAGAGGCUACCAGAGGAACCAGUUUUAGAAGAUGAACAGCAACAAUUAGAAAAGAAAUUACCUGUAACGUUUGAAGAUAAGAAGCGGGAGAACUUUGAACGUGGCAACCUGGAACUGGAGAAACGAAGACAAGCUCUCCUGGAGCAGCAGCGCAAAGAGCAGGAGCGCCUGGCUCAGCUGGAGCGGGCAGAGCAGGAGAGGAAAGAACGUGAGCGCCAGGAGCAAGAGCGCAAAAGACAACUGGAGCUGGAGAAGCAACUGGAAAAGCAGCGGGAGCUAGAAAGGCAGAGAGAAGAGGAGAGGAGGAAGGAAAUUGAGAGGCGAGAGGCUGCAAAACGGGAACUUGAAAGGCAACGACAACUUGAGUGGGAACGGAAUCGAAGGCAAGAACUACUAAAUCAAAGAAACAAAGAACAAGAGGACAUAGUUGUACUGAAAGCAAAGAAAAAGACUUUGGAAUUUGAACUAGAAGCUCUAAAUGAUAAAAAGCAUCAACUAGAAGGGAAACUUCAAGAUAUCAGAUGUCGAUUGACCGCCCAGAGGCAAGAAAUUGAGAGCACAAACAAAUCUAGAGAGUUGAGAAUUGCUGAAAUCACCCAUCUACAGCAACAACUACAGGAAUCUCAGCAAAUGCUUGGAAGACUAAUUCCAGAAAAACAGAUACUCAAUGACCAGUUAAAACAAGUUCAGCAGAACAGUUUGCACAGAGAUUCACUUGUUACACUUAAAAGAGCCUUAGAAGCAAAAGAAAUAGCUCGACAGCAGCUACGAGACCAACUGGAUGAAGUGGAGAAAGAAACUAGAUCAAAACUACAGGAGAUUGAUAUUUUCAAUAAUCAGCUGAAGGAACUAAGAGAAAUACAUAGUAAGCAGCAACUCCAGAAGCAAAAGUCCCUGGAGGCGGAACGACUGAAACAGAAAGAACAAGAGAGAAAGAUCGUAGAAUUAGAAAAACAAAAAGAAGAAGCCCAAAGACGAGCUCAGGAAAGGGACAAGCAGUGGCUGGAGCAUGUGCAGCAGGAGGAUGAGCAUCAGCGACCAAGAAAACUCCACGAGGAAGAAAAACUGAAAAGGGAAGAGAGUGUCAAAAAGAAGGAUGAUGAGGAAAAAUGCAAACAGGAGGCACAAGACAAGCUGGGUCGGCUUUUCCAUCAGCAUCAAGAACCAGCUAAGCCAGCUGUCCAGGCACCCUGGUCCACUGCAGAAAAAGGUCCACUUACCAUUUCUGCACAGGAAAAUGUAAAAGUGGUAUAUUACCGAGCACUGUACCCCUUUGAAUCCAGAAGCCAUGAUGAAAUCACUAUCCAGCCAGGAGACAUAGUCAUGGUUAAAGGGGAAUGGGUGGAUGAAAGCCAAACUGGAGAACCCGGAUGGCUUGGAGGAGAAUUAAAAGGAAAGACAGGAUGGUUCCCUGCAAACUAUGCAGAGAAAAUCCCAGAAAAUGAGGUUCCUGCUCCAGUGAAACCAGUGACUGAUUCAGUAUCUGCCCCUGCCCCCAAACUGGCCUUGCGUGAGACCCCUGCCCCUUUGGCAGUAACCUCUUCAGAACCCUCCACGACCCCCAAUAACUGGGCCGACUUCAGCUCCACGUGGCCCACCAGCACGAAUGAGAAACCAGAAACGGAUAACUGGGAUGCAUGGGCAGCCCAGCCCUCUCUCACUGUUCCAAGUGCCGGCCAGUUAAGGCAGAGGUCCGCCUUUACUCCAGCCACAGCCACUGGUUCCUCCCCAUCUCCUGUACUAGGCCAGGGUGAAAAGGUGGAGGGUCUGCAAGCUCAAGCCCUGUAUCCGUGGAGAGCCAAAAAAGACAACCAUUUAAAUUUUAACAAAAAUGAUGUCAUCACCGUCCUGGAACAACAAGACAUGUGGUGGUUUGGAGAAGUUCAAGGUCAGAAGGGUUGGUUCCCCAAGUCUUACGUGAAACUCAUUUCAGGGCCCAUAAGGAAAUCUACAAGCAUGGAGUCUGGUUCCUCCGAGAGUCCUGCUAGUCUAAAGCGAGUAGCCUCUCCAGCAGCCAAGCCGGCCGUUUCGGGAGAAGAAUUUAUUGCCAUGUACACUUACGAGAGUUCUGAGCAAGGAGAUUUAACCUUUCAGCAAGGGGAUGUGAUUUUGGUUACCAAGAAAGAUGGUGACUGGUGGACAGGAACAGUGGGCGACAAGUCCGGAGUCUUCCCUUCUAACUAUGUGAGGCUUAAAGAUUCAGAGGGCUCUGGAACUGCUGGGAAAACAGGGAGUUUAGGAAAAAAACCUGAAAUUGCCCAGGUUAUUGCCUCAUACACCGCCACCGGCCCCGAGCAGCUCACUCUUGCCCCUGGUCAGCUGAUUUUGAUCCGAAAAAAGAACCCAGGUGGAUGGUGGGAAGGAGAGCUGCAAGCCCGUGGGAAAAAGCGCCAAAUAGGCUGGUUCCCAGCUAAUUAUGUAAAACUUCUAAGCCCUGGGACGAGCAAAAUCACUCCAACGGAGCCACCUAAGUCAACAGCAUUAGCAGCAGUGUGCCAGGUGAUUGGGAUGUAUGACUACAUCGCACAGAAUGACGACGAGCUGGCCUUCAACAAGGGCCAGAUCAUCAAUGUCCUCAACAAGGAGGACCCCGACUGGUGGAAAGGAGAAGUCAAUGGACAAGUGGGACUCUUCCCAUCCAAUUAUGUGAAGCUGACCACAGACAUGGACCCAAGCCAGCAAUGGUGUUCAGACUUACAUCUCUUGGAUAUGUUGACCCCAACUGAAAGAAAACGACAAGGGUACAUCCACGAGCUCAUUGUCACGGAGGAGAACUAUGUGAAUGACCUGCAGCUGGUCACAGAGAUCUUUCAAAAACCCCUGAUGGAGUCUGAGCUGCUGACAGAAAAAGAGGUUGCUAUGAUUUUUGUGAACUGGAAGGAGCUGAUUAUGUGUAAUAUCAAACUACUGAAAGCGCUGAGAGUCCGCAAGAAGAUGUCCGGGGAGAAGAUGCCCGUGAAGAUGAUUGGUGACAUCCUGAGCGCCCAGCUGCCGCACAUGCAGCCCUACAUCCGCUUCUGCAGCCGCCAGCUCAACGGGGCUGCCCUGAUCCAGCAGAAGACAGACGAGGCCCCAGACUUCAAGGAGUUUGUCAAAAGACUGGCAAUGGACCCUCGGUGUAAAGGGAUGCCACUCUCUAGUUUUAUACUGAAGCCUAUGCAACGGGUAACAAGAUACCCACUGAUCAUUAAAAAUAUCCUGGAGAACACCCCUGAAAACCACCCGGACCACAGCCACUUGAAGCACGCCCUGGAGAAGGCGGAAGAGCUCUGCUCCCAGGUGAACGAAGGGGUGCGGGAGAAGGAGAACUCCGACCGGCUGGAGUGGAUCCAGGCCCAUGUGCAGUGUGAAGGCCUGUCUGAGCAACUUGUGUUCAAUUCUGUGACCAAUUGCUUGGGGCCACGCAAAUUUCUGCACAGUGGGAAGCUCUACAAGGCCAAGAGCAACAAGGAGCUGUACGGUUUCCUUUUCAACGACUUCCUCCUGCUGACUCAGAUCACCAAGCCCUUGGGGUCAUCUGGCACCGACAAAGUCUUCAGCCCCAAAUCAAACCUGCAGUAUAAAAUGUACAAAACACCUAUUUUUCUAAAUGAGGUUCUAGUAAAAUUACCCACGGAUCCUUCUGGAGAUGAGCCCAUCUUCCACAUUUCCCACAUUGACCGAGUCUAUACCCUCCGGGCAGAAAGCAUAAAUGAAAGGACUGCCUGGGUGCAGAAAAUCAAAGCUGCUUCUGAACUCUACAUAGAGACUGAGAAAAAGAAGCGCGAGAAAGCGUACCUGGUCCGUUCCCAGAGGGCAACAGGCAUUGGAAGGUUGAUGGUGAACGUGGUCGAAGGCAUUGAGCUGAAACCCUGUCGGUCACAUGGGAAGAGCAACCCAUACUGCGAGGUGACCAUGGGUUCCCAAUGCCACAUCACUAAGACAAUCCAGGACACUCUAAACCCCAAGUGGAACUCCAACUGCCAGUUUUUCAUCCGAGACCUGGAGCAGGAAGUCCUCUGCAUCACUGUGUUUGAGAGGGACCAGUUUUCACCAGAUGAUUUUUUGGGCCGGACGGAGAUCCGCGUGGCAGACAUCAAGAAAGACCAGGGCUCCAAGGGUCCCGUUACGAAGUGUCUUCUGCUGCACGAAGUCCCCACGGGAGAGAUUGUGGUCCGCUUGGACCUGCAGUUGUUCGAUGAACCGUAGGUAGCGGGCUCGAUGUGCUCAGCAGGGUCCCAGCCCACGGCAGCACAUACUGUCUGAAAAUAGUGUUCCUUUUCUAAGAAACCACCAUCUGGUGUUCAGUCACAGGGAUAUGGGACGGCAAAGACAGGACCCUCAAAGCUCCUAGGAAUAAUUCUCGACAAUCCUCCCUGCCCCAAAAUAAUUUCCUGUUUUAUGAAACUCAGCUGUGUUUUCCUUUGUCCUCACUCCAGAUCUCAUUAUGGCUUCUAGGGUCGCUGAAAUCCCAUAGGUCUCAAAAGAGUGCAGUUGGGAAUCUAGCCCCUUCCCAGGCUUGAGGGAUGGUCUGGUUACUAUAAAAUAGAUUUAUAAAUGCAAUGUCUAUAUUUUUGGAGAACUCACAUAACCCUCCUAUUUCUUACAUCCACCAGUCCCCAAGUAGACUUCUUGGCCUACGAUGCCCAGUCCUUGGUGUGCGUUUAGAAACUGAUGACGGUCCUGUCAUUGCUUCAGAAUCCCAUCUCUCCCACUGGGAAAUGCUGCCUGGAGCUGAUCACUCGGUGAGGCGGUCUGAUCAGGCCCUGGCUUAGCUCUUUCAAGAGCUGGUCUAUGGAAGUUUCCAGUAUGUGCGCCAUUAUAGCCGUUCCUUCCCCUCUAGACCUUGUAUUAAUAUAUGUCAAUGAAAACACACUGGUGCAUUGUUGCGUGGAUUUAGUUCUGAUUGCCAGCAUGCUUGGAAUAUGGUCACAGAAAGUCAUUAUCUAGAAAGUCACCCUGUGCUGGAUCAGGUCACUGCAGGUCACCAGAAAGGCAGCUUGACAACUGUCUCGGUCGGCAGCCAUGUUGGAAAAAAUCCCUUUUGGCUCGGAGGUCCUGUGAUAUUUCAUGCAGCAGGAGUUCUGUGCGUGAAUGCGCUGAAUCCUGACUGUGGUGGGAAAUCUCAACAGCUGUCUUUGGUACGUUCCCCAGAAGCCAUGUCCUAGAUCCCCAAGGCGUGAAAAGGGAAAAUGUCAAGCUAGAGGUUGGGGAAGAAAAUGACGGCAAUCCAUUAUGUGGUGGGGGAAAGACCCUAGGAGCAUGCAAGCCCCACACAUCCUGGGACGAAGACCUAAGACACUUUCCCACCCUCCACCCCAUCCACCCCAGCCUCGCAGCAAUGUGCUUGUUGCGAGAGGCAGGAGUGUAUGACCAUGUGCCACGCUGUUUGGUUUGAGUUCUUUAAUUUUUUUUUCCCUUAAAUGCCAGGAGAUAGUCUGGUUAGUUAGAUAGUGACUUGAUUUGCUAAUGAAAGGUGGGGGCCGUAUCUUGUUCGCAUGUUCAUGUUCUCAUAACCCUAGUUUGUUGUGGUCAUGAAAUGUUCUUUGCAUGUUCUGUAGGUACUGGAGUCUAGCUUUCCUGCAGUAGACGGUCUUCUCUUUGAUUGUCGGUCCUUAGACUUUAAAUAGGGUUGUAAAAGUGCUUUCCAAGUGAUAGCAUCAGCUUCGUGGCAGAGUACCCCCUCUGCUGGGAACUGAAUGUGUAGUGUUAUAAUUUCCCAUGACAGCCCGGUCAUAUUUCAAGCAAUGUUUUAAAAGUGUGUGUUGGAAAGGACAACAAAGUUUACAUUUCAUACUUUAAAGAAAUCCUUAUUAUUUAUUUAUUGAAGAUAGCGUAGAAUUUUGUAUCAAGAACAACAGACAUACGUAUUUUUUGAAACAAGCAGAUAUACCCUUUAGUUAGAAACUUCCAACUGAACAUAUUAGAGACCAAAUUAAACUUCAGGCAUGCAUUUGUUUACCAUUUCCCAGCAGAAAACAUGGUUAAGAUACUUUGUUUAUAUUUUUUGAUGUUGUUAAGAAACUUUUAAAUCUAUAAACAGACAUGCAACUCAUGCUUUCCUAUCUCUCUAACCAAUACAGUUUGUUCAGUGUAUUUAUGAAAGACAUGUUACCAUGACAGAAAAAAAAAGUAUGUGUAAAUGGGGCAGUGUGGGUCUCCAUUCCAAUCUCUUCUUGUUUUCUGUUCGGUCUUUUCUUCAUUGACUUUAUUUGCGUGUUAGUGUUGGUCAUCAUUGUUCGUGUAGGUAGCGUGUGGUAUGCACAAUGACAAACAAUCCUUUUAGGUCCCAGGUCACCCACUCCUAGUAUCCUAUUAUUGGAAUUAAUGUAGCAUGAGAAAGCAUUAUGUGACUCUUUUUCCUCAAGUGACUCUGUUGAGCAUUGUUGAGAAGCUCCUGCUGUGCAGCAAGUUCUGGAUCCGUGUCCUUGUAUUUACUGGUGUUCUUUGUCAUGUGACCAGUCGUGCUUAUGGAUGAGUCUGGCUGGCCCUCGGAUCCAGCUGUGAUUCAUGACAUGCGGUUGAGUUGUGUCAAGGGGAUUGAGGAACAUGGGUGAUGCAUGGAGUCUCAAACCCUCGGGUCCCACUGUUCCUUCACCUCUACCUUCUUGAUCAUCUGGGCUAUAUUUCCUAGAAAUUAAAUGCCCCUUGCCAACAAGGAGUCUGUCUCCUAGCUCUGUUUUCUAGAUAUAGGAGUUCUCUAGGCCACUGCAUCCUGGCAUCCUGAUUCCAGCCUUUUAAACACCCUUUAAGUGCCCCUCUGCUGUGAACUACACUGCUAGCUCCUCCCGCGGACGCUGAUUUCCUUCAGCCCACAAAGGGGCUGUCCUGGUCAUAGGGUUACCCAGCGACCCUCAGUCAUCCCCGAGAACUGAACUACCCCGGGACCUUUUGGGCUGAGCCUUCUUCAGCAGCUCUCUAGAAGGGAGAGUUCACAUCCCAGUCCCUCUGGGGCAGGGCCUCUUUGGCUGCUGGCAUCAUCCUGGCAGGUAGAGGGACAGCAUCGUCUCCUGGAACCAGGUUCACUGUGAUCAUUACAGCCUGAAGAUGUGGUUCAUUCAGAUCCAGGCCUGGCCUAAUGUGGAAAGAGGGACCUUUCUAGGUGCAGGUCACCAGGAAUGCUUGAGAAACUAGAGCCAGAUUUCCUUGUUUGUUUGGUUAACAUGUCCCUGUCCUCUGACAGCAGAGGAAAAAACUCUGUGCCCAAAUAACAUUCAUGUAAGAUAAGGCAUUGUUUUUUCUUCUUUGCUCUUUAAACAACCUAAAGUAUGGCCUAAGUGUAUGAAAGUAACUGAUUUCAUCUAGAGCAGACCUGAAUUUAACUGGUGAAAAGAAAUCCCAUCAGAAAAUGAGUAAACUGACCACCCACAUUGUGUCUUAUCUCGGUGACCUUGUCCUCCAUGGGUGUAUUCUGGGGUGGCAGAGGAGUCAGGUGCUAGCACCAGCAGGGAAGGACAAUUGCAGGUCUGCCUUCCAAGGCUGAGCAGGCUGGCUGUCUCUCCAGCAGCUGGCUAGGACAAGUGUAAGGCCACUGACCACACAGAACGAGGAUGUUCUAGAAUCCGAUGCGGCUGAAGAUAAAGGGAAAAAUGGACAAGGCACUUCUGACUUCACUGGAAAGGAGGGGCUCCUGGAGUAUAUUUUGGAAAAGGCCAGUACUUUGUUUAGGCAGAAAAAGACUUCUCUAUCUCCUACAAGUUGUUUUUUUCUAGUUGAUUGGGCCUUUUUGAUUGAUAAGAAGAAAUUGUGUUUUGUAUGUGUGACGACUUUAAGAAUUUCUGUUGGAAACAUAAAAUAUGAUUUGAUCUGAUUUGGUUUGAUUUGAUUGCUAAGUUCUCCGCUCCUCUUCAAGGUUAGUGAUGUGCUUCAUAGGAGACACUAGCACUUUUACAUGAACAUCUGGUGUCCUUCGGAUAUAACAGGGUCCUUUUGGGCUUGAGGUGAGUGUGCAAUUAGCAAUGGGUCUGCUUGGUCCAGAUAGCUUGUUUGCAAGUUUAGAGCAUCCUAUGCUGGAAGGUGGGAUGAAAACAAAUGCACCUGGAUGGCUUUGUCUUGUUUCUAGAUAGAAGAGCUUAAGCUCACACCAGGCAGAAGCAUGACCUGUAGCCCUAGAAACCAGUGGCGUGACGAGUCCUCAGAUAGUGUAGUCUGAGCCACCAGAAGAGGCAUCAGGGAAAACUAACACCUCCUUCUCUUUGCACCCUAGGGUGCUGAAAUGCCUGCUAGAGACUUUCCAGGAAUGGCCCACGGGCUGCUUAGUGUCUAGUUACGAUGUUCAUUCCCUCUUUUUCCUUGGAGUGGCCCAGUGAGACCAAAUGCUUGUGUUUUUCUUUGUUUCCAGUUCAUUCGUUCAAAUGACACAGAAGACGAAUCCACUUCUGGGAAGGCGGAGCUCAGAUGAGGAUUGAUGGGCAGCCUUUGUUCUGGGCAGAUCUCAGGGGCAGAAACAGGCUUGUAUUAAGUAUAAGUGGCAGGUGCUUUCCUAGAACAGCCCUAACCUGCACUGGUGAGGUAGGGUCAGGAAUUGCCACACAGGAACCAAAACAUGGAUCUAGUGGCCUCCUGCACACAGACCCUCCGUUCCUUUUAAGGAUGUUCAAUGUUUGAUAAAAUAGGGCCAUUUUCUUUUCUUUCUUUUAUCCCCAGCUACAGUGUAAUUGCCUACCUGCCUGGGCCCCUUCUAGAGGAAGGUGGGCUUUCCUUGUUCAUCAGGCUGCACUCAGGAGGUGAUACUGUAAAGCAGCAGAAAAACUGAGGGUGCAAAGAACGCACAGCUGCCCCUCAGGGGGCAGCUCCCUCAAGCUCUUCUGCCCAGUAAUGUUACAAGCUUAAGAGGAGCCUGAUUAGAGCCCUCUUAAGGGCUCCUUGACCUCAGUUAAUCCACCUGCUUUGGCCUUUGGGGACCAAGGAAUGUAUUCCCUGCAACUUCUUCUUUCUAGGGGCCCCUCAGGUCAGCCCAUUCCAGGAGAAGCAGCCUUAGGCCCGUUUGCAGUUUGCACCCCCUGCCACUCCCAUGUGCCUGCCAGCCUGGUCUCCGAUAAAGACAUGGCUCAGUCCCCGCUCUCCUUGUUACAGUGGCUUGUACUUCCUGUGAAGUAGCCCAGGGCCCGCCUUCUAGAGGGAAUAUUUCCCUCAAGCCCUUGGAUAUUUUUAUUCUAUUUCGAAUGGUCCCGAUCGAUAACCAUUGCUUUGUGUGGGGUUCUUCAAAGAAAUAAUGCAGACCAGCCAGGCAUGGAGGCUCACGCCUGUAAUCCCAACACUUUGGAAGGCCAAAGCAGGUGGAUUAACUGAGGUCAGGAGUUCGAGACCAGCCUGGCCAACGUGGCAAAACACCAUCUCUAUUAAAAAUAGAAAAAUUAGCUGGGCAUGGUGACAGGCACCUGUAAUCCCAGCUACUCCCGCUGAUGCAGGAGAAUUGCUCGAACUCAGGAGGCGGAGGUGGCAGUGAGCUGAGAUGGUGCCACUACACUCCAGCCUGAGUGACAGAGAGAGACUCCUUCUCAAAAAAAAAAAAAAAGAACGAAUGCAGACCUCUUCUUGCUGGAUCUGACUCCGAGGAAGUAAUUGGCUGGUCAACUUAAUAACACCCUACAGCUUCCUCUUUCUGAGUAAGGAUCUUGCUUCUUGGUACUUGGAAAGCAGUUGUUUAUUUGAGCUAGAGGAAAGGAAAGUUCUAGAACUCCUGUUUCCUCACCCUGCGCUGUAUCAGAUCCAGGAUAUGUCUGCAGGUCAUCAAGAUCCACUAAGAUACAUAACUUCAUAUCAGCAGCAGCCAGAGGAAAAAAAUCAGUUCCUGAUGGGCGUGGGAGCUUAGUCCACAUGAAAGAAAACAUGUAACAGCUGUCUGUCUUGGGAGCCUUAAAACCCAGACACCAGCACACUAGACAAUCCAUCUCUGGGUUGUGAUCGCUCAGAAACAUCUCAAUAGUUAAUGUACUGUUCAUUUAGGGAGUCCCCAUCCUGGUCCAGGACACCUUCUAAGAAGCUGAGAGCCAGCUCGGAUGGGCCUGCCUUAGUGGCAUUCCAAGCUUAAUUGCAUUGGGUUGGUGCAAAAGUAAUUGCGAUUUUUGCCAUUGCUCUUAAUGGCAAACUAACUUGAAGUCAUUAAAAUAACACCCAACGCUUAUUUUAAAAAUUUCACAUCGACCUUCCAGUAACUUCUUUAGUUCGGUGCAGCCUCAGUCAGUUCCUCCAUUCAAAGGAACCCUCUUUACCCUAGCCCUGGGGGAGCCAGAUUAUAACCACAUAAUGAUGUUUUUGACACUAUGUGUGCUUGUCAUAUUUCAGGGUCAGUUUCCCCUACUGGAUGUCAGGGGUGUUUUGUGAGUCGUGAGUUAAUAGGAUUCUGUUCUAUUUUCUGUGCCAGCCUAUAUUGUUAGUAUCGUCUGCCUAGUAUGAAUAUUUUAGUGUUCAAAGCCCACCAAACAAAGCUGUGUUCAAAAGUGGACUUAUUUCGUCAGCCUUGAAAAAAAAGUCAGCGUUUCUCCGAUAUUUCCUGAGGAUUAACCAGAAACUAAGGUUUCUUUUUAGGCAGUGGAAAGAAUGCAUAUUUUCUUCUUCCAGAAGCUCUGGUUUUGUACUUUUGUCUUUUGAAAGAGUAACAUUCCUUUGCUUGGUCUUUGCAUUUCUCCUUUUUUCACUCAAAUCUCUUAUUUCCUGCCGUUCCUUUAUCUAAACAGAAUGGGGGCCUCGGGCAGACAGGAAUUAAAGAAAGGGUGGUGGCUUUGCAGCUGGGUGAGGAGCAGCGGCUGACGUUCUGCACUGUCACCGCGGGGGGUGGAGGGUCUCCCUGGAGGAGGAGGAAACUCGCUGGAGGAAAUUCGCUGUUUUCACUGGCGGAUUUCAAGGUGCCGGCUCCACCUACCGCAGCUGCUUGGAGUUGCUCUUGUAGAUCGCAGAAGGUGAUGUGGGGUGUAGGGGAAGACAGGAAAACUGACUCAGAGCUAGGAAUGCGGGCCUGGCAGAGACAGAACGCUGGGUGGGAAGGAAGCUCGCGGCGGGCCUGGGGUUCGAGUCUACGCACCAGGGGUUUCCAGUGAGACCUUGCUCUUCCCUACCGCUGGGUUGGGGGCUGCACGGAGGUCCUCAACCUUUCCACUCUUUCUGCAAAUGCUUCGGUGUCUAUCGGCUGGGUGGGCUGCAAGGCAGGCGAACUGGAGGAGGCCCCGCUCCCCGACAAGGGUUCUAGGAGUUCUGGUGUGCUCUACUUGGACUGGAUCAGUCUCUACUUGCAGACUUUGACCUCUGGAACUUUAGAUGGAAGGGAAUUUUUGUUGGUGAGAUGCAGCCGCUCAGUGCGUGGUGUGUGCACGCGUUUGGGUGUGUUUGUGUGUGCGCAUUUGUGCGUGUGUUUGUGCGUGUUGGGUGUUUGCGCAUUUGUGUGUCCGUGUGUCCGUUUGUGCGUGCAUGUUUGUAUGUGUGUGUAGUGUGCUUGUGUGUGCGCACGUAUGAUUGUGUGUGCAUGUGUUUGCGUGUGUGUCCCUGCCUGUUCGUGUUUGUAUGUGUGUGCGUGUGUGUGUGUGUGUGCAUACGCACACUUGAGGGGAUGCAUGGCUCUGUGGCUUGGACAGGGAAACAACGCUUUGCUCCACUGUCCUGUCGUCCUGCUCAGGACUAUUCGUGUGGUUUGUGAAUAGAGUGCAAAAGAAAAUUCAAGGCUCUUUGUUCAGGUGAUGCAGUAUUUCUAGACAGCGACAGGAAAGCAUUAAGCCAAGCUCAGGUCCCUCCUGAGUGCAUGGCCCUGUGUGGUUGCCAGGCCACACACCCAUGAGGCCAGCCCUGACCAUGCUGUUCUUGGCUGGUUCCCAAAGCAGGUGGGCUCUGUCUUAGGUCUUCUUACUUUGAAAGGUCUCCCCGCAGGCUGUGGCGAGCUGGGUGGAUAUAAUUUUCUAAACGUCUGCAUUUAUUUCCUAAAAGCGCAAAUGGCCUGGACUAGCUAGAGGGUGCAGAACCGAGCCCCUAGUUCACAGCCUUCCCCCAAGGCUAGAGAGGGGGUUGCCGGUGGUGGCAGGUGCUCUGGGCUCCCAGUUCAGGGUGUGCCACAGGGCAUCAAGCAGCUGUGAGCCUUUACCAUUGAGCUCAGUGCUUGGAAAUAAAACCCUUCCUCUGGGCCUUCGUCAUCCACAGGGAGCCUUUCUCCCCUUUCUGGGAGGACUGCAAGCCUUUUCCAACCUUCUGCUUUCAAAGAAAAGCAGGGAGGGUCAUAGAAGUGCUCAGUGUCCCUGGACGCUUGCUCCUCCAGCCUUCACCCCCUGGAGAGAAGGGGAGUUUGCGGAGCCAGUGCCUCCCUGCCCAGCUGGGCCACGUGAUCUGGUCUGCAGGUAUCUGGGAGGGACCUGCUUCCAAGAGGCUGUGACUUCCCAGCCAGACUCUCCCCUUAGGAUCCCAUGCAUGGCUUUUAAGUAGGGGAAGGUAGGAGAGAAAAGAACCCUCCGUGUAAGUAGCCUCAAGUUCUAGAAGACUGUGGUCCAGGGAGGCAGUUGACCAAGGAGCUGGGAUUCCUGUUGUUGCUUUCUUUGAGCUUUGACUUGCCCUGGGCUGGACGCCCCAAAACUUAUGCAGUUCCACGUGCUUUUUUGCAGAUAGGUCUCCAUCUCCGUACACACCAAGCAAUAAUCCUGUUUCCUGAUUCUGUAGGGGAUUAUAUUUUCUAAGUAAAAACGUUGACAGAAGGUCGAACAGAAAUUGCAAACUCAUCUCACCUGGAUGUGAUUGAGUCACCGUGAAUGAUAUAACACAUUAUAGCUUCGUUUUCAUGUGUCAUGCAAUCUUCCGGACUAUGGGAAGUUCUGAGAGUGUUCUCCAGGGGCAUUUCAUUAGUGGCACAUCAGCGUUUAGUUUUAAUGAAUGAACAUUUGAGGUACAUUUUAUAAAUCAACAUCCUUAAAGUGUCAUCUGCUAAACAUUCACUGUGACAGAAAGUAGAUAUUUUAGCAAGAUCUAUGUUAAUGCUACCUAAUUGUAGACCUGUGUUUAAAGCAUACGCGGCCAAUGGCCCAAGUAUCUUUGAACUGUGAAAUCAACCUCAGAUCUCGUCUGCUGUAGCCCCGCAAGCCGGUGUCUGUGCCCUCCACAGCCCCUUCUUAUCCCUUGGCCGCCUGCAUAGAUGGGGAGUUGGCCCCCGCCCCCCAUGUUGUAUUGCCUUAGUUCCAUCAGCUUCGUACCCUCACAUGUAUAGGUGGUGAACUUACGUGUAAAUACAUGUGUACAGAUGAGAAACUGCAAUGGAAUCGUCCUGUGGAUGAUGAUCAGCUCACAGUUUCCGGUUUUCUACAUGUUGUGCUGUUUCCAGCUAAGAAAAAUGCGAACUCCCACUACAUAAAGGGACAAAGGGUAUUCAUUUCAUGUUCAUCAUGAAAUCUCCACUGUAUGUUUAUGGAAUGGCCACGACUAAAUGUAUAUAUGGUAUGUAAGAGGCUAUGCUGUUAAAUGUUGCAUAAACUAACACAGAUUCUAUAGUCAAAAAUAUUUAACUUGUUAUUGUAAAAUGUGAUUUGUCAUUGAGAGAUUAUUUUUCUGUAUGUAUAUGAGAGUAUUUUAGGAAUCUAAUUUAAGUGGAUAAAACUAUAGAAAAAAAUUUAAAACCUAUUCCAAGAGUAGAAAAUGCUUAAUCAGAUUACUUGGGUUCAACUCAACUAAAUUUCUUAUAUAUAUAUUUAAACAAAUCCAAGUUGUGUAUGUUAGAAAUUCAAAGGAGUCAUUUCAUUUUCCUGCAGGAAAUAGGAUAAAUUCAGUGUAAUGGGUGGUGGUGUGAUCAGAUGAAAAGUAUUCUGUAACCAUGACCUUGCAGGAGGCCUUGGUGUUGCAUUAAAAAUGGCUGUAUGCACAUCACAUAUCUGAGAGGGCACUGGGUCGGGAAGGAUGAGGGUCGGGAGCCUGUUUUUUAUCAGCUCUACAUGCCACACAGGCUGCCUUGGGUUCUAGCGGAUUCGUUAGGGAUCUGGGGCUGACCCAGCUAUCCCACUAGAGGCUACUCUCUGACUUCCAGGUCACCCUUUCUACUUCUCUAUCUGGAUUGAUUCAGUUUAUCCCUAAUUAGCAUUUGUGUGUUCCAUGAAAUUUCCUGAUGCAUCCUUACCGUCUCUAACUGUUGCACAGCCGGGUGGGUGGAUGGAAGGUUUAGGUUUCUGGGUUAAGCUGUUCUGGGGCAGGCUUCUGGAUGCCCGUAUUCCCAUGGAGACCCCAGCGGGAGGAUGCUUUCUUCCCUUCUCUCCUCCCAGAAAAGGAUCAGGAGACCAGGCUGUGUCUGGAGCACAGACUUUCUGUACCUAGCCACCAGAAGUGUCCCCGUAGGACACCCAAGGAGGAUUCCAUGAAACUUAACGUCUAAACCCCUGAGAGAGGCAUUCAGAGGUGAUUUCAGGAGGGAGCAACCCCAGGAGUCCAGCCUCCCCUGGCAGCCUGGAAAUUCUGCAGUGACAAAAAGAGCUGGUUUCAGUGAUCUGAGCACAUUGCUUUUGGGGGUGAUCACUGUUGGUAGGAAGUUCAGGGCCUGUGGUCUGAAAGGACAUCUGAAGAAUGUGUUAGGUUUUCAAUAUUUCUUUAACAGGCUGCAUGCAUCUUAAUGCUGUCAACCAGCAACUGAAGCCUGUUUUUUGAGGCCUGUGUAAAGCUCCCGACUUCAGGAAUGUGGGAAGCUGUGAUUUCUGGAAGCUUCCUGGAGUCUACUGAGGUAUAUGAAUAAUCUGCUAAUCGCUUAGAGGCACUGUCCAUGUGGUCCAUAAUGGCUUUAUUCCUAGGGAUGGAGCUGUUUAGAGAUGUCUUUGUUCAGGCACAGCCUUGAAAGGCCACCUAAGGCAUGCCAGCAGAGGAGCUCUGGUCCACCCACCCCUAAUAGGCCCUGACUCUCCUUCCUUAGAACCAUCCCUCUGGCUGGGGUGGCAAGAGGGCUGUGAGUGGGAACAAGUCAGCCAGUCAACUGGCCCUUGGGCCCUGGUUGUUUCAAAAAAGUCUGGGGACAAAAAAAGCUAGAACAUGGGGCCCUCCCUGCCCAGGAGUGCUGGCGAACCCUCCCAGGAGCCUUUGCCUGUUUGGAAAAGAAUGUAAUCCACCAGGACGUGAGCUCUUUGUGCUUCCGGUGGCCAGCGGGUCACAGUGCUGGUGGCAUGUUGCUCCCCUCACGGCCCUGCCCAGGGGUAGGACCAGGCCCGCCCCUCAAUGGAUGUGCUGUUGAUUGUAAUAUACUUCUGUUGCCAAAUAAUGGUACUGUUUAAUUUUCCAUAAAAGAGAGACUAUAUUGUCUGAUAUGUAAUGUUAAUGGAAUUCUAAGAAUUGCUAGACACUAUUGUAAAUUGUAGACGUAUGUAUUUGUGUAAGGGGUUGAUGAAGCAGGGCCAAAACAUUUUCCUUUUUUGUUUGUUUGUUUGAAAGAAGCUGAGGUUCCUUUUUGCUGUUUGAGUGUUCCUUUGGCAACUUACUAUGUGUGAAAUGUUAAUUUUACCGGUUCAGAUGAUGGUAACUGAGAUCUUUCUUCAAACCAGUAGCAACAUCAGUACAAAUUGCUAUUCCUGUGUAUCUUGAACCUAAAAAGAACAAUCUCUACAAAAAUAACAAAAACAAAAAACAACUCUUUGGUCAUUUUGACCUGUGUGGUUUAAAUUCAAAUAGUUCAUGAAUAAAAUGAGAAAAGCCAA
This is a messenger RNA of Callithrix jacchus (white-tufted-ear marmoset), 17103 nucleotides long. Lineage: Eukaryota; Metazoa; Chordata; Mammalia; Primates; Cebidae. The record is from RefSeq and is a predicted model, not a curated record.